Acromyrmex echinatior (Panamanian leafcutter ant) is the source of this 1308-nucleotide messenger RNA. RefSeq lists its product as uncharacterized. The record is from RefSeq and is a predicted model, not a curated record. NCBI's taxonomy places the organism in Eukaryota, Metazoa, Arthropoda, Insecta, Hymenoptera, Formicidae.
AUGGUGAAGACCCGUAGAGGAUGGUAUUUAACGGACAUAAAGACAGACCAGAAUGAUAAAAGGAUAAAAGACGAGAAGGAAGAUGCAUUGGAAGCGAGUCGAGCAGAGAUAGUGAAGCGAGGCGAUAACAAAAUCGUACGACGUCGUUUGCAGGCCGAACAACGAGAAGCCGCUUUAGUGGAGGAAUUAUUGAAUGCUCAAAAAGCCGUUGAAGCUAAACAAGAAGAGAUUGAAGUGACGCAUAGAUUAGCUGCUGAAUUGUCGCGGCGUAAAAAUGAAGAAGACAUAAAACGUGCGCUAAAAUUCGAUUACAUAAAAUCCUUCGCGCAAUCACCAACGCGUUGUGCUCUGAAGGAAGCCCAAUCGCAUUUGAUAGAGGAAAAGGUUCGUUUGGAAGCAAAUCAAGUGGAACUAUUAAAGCAUUGGUACGAAGAUAACAUUUUCGAGAAGCUGCAACAAGCUGAAGAAAAAAAGAAGCAAAGCAGGCGCAAAGAUCUGCAGAAGCAAUUGGCGGACAAUCAGCGACGAGUUCAACAGAGAAUAAUUGAAGAGAAAGAGCAGGAUCGCAAAAUGAUGGAACGAGCAAUACAGAAGACUAAAGAGGAAGAUGCAAAGACGAGGGAAAAAAAAGAGAACGAUGCGAUUUUUUUGAGAACAGAGAUGGCCGCGUCUAUAGCGGCUAAGAAAGUAUGGGAAAGGAAAUAUAAGGAAGCAUUAAAAGAGGAAGAUAAAAGGAUAGCUCGCAUAAUUGUAGAAAAGGAAGCUCAACACGAGAAACAGCUCGGUACAAAGACGGAACUUCGCGCAGCAAGAGAAGCGGCGAUAGAUAAUGUAGCUAGAGAACUACUGGCUAAUGUGUGCAAAAAAAAAAAGCAGGAAAUCAUUGAUGAAUUGUAUCGAGAAGAGCAGAGAAAUAAAUGGAUGAAAAAAUCGGUCAGACCUGCACCAAAGAAGCAAUGCGAUAUUGCUGAAUCCUUCAAAGAAAUAAUGAAACAGAAAGCUGAUCGUAAAGCGAGAGAUGAAGUAAUCGAUGCCGCGUUUAUACAAUAUUCAGCUGAAUUACAAAAGAAAGAUAUUAAGAAACAAAGAGAAGAUGAUAAUGCACGAUACGCAAAGAAAAUUCAAUAUGGAAAGGAAUUAAAAGAAGUUAUAACAAAUAACAGAGUUAAUUACGCUAUGAGUAUUUUAAAACGACAGGCCGAAAUUUUUGCGCAAGAUAAAAAUACAAAUCAAUUAACUGCAAUGAGCAUAAAACAAUUUAACGAUAAAAACGAUAAUAACAAGGAUUGCAAGAAAAAGGAUAAUUGA